CCGGGCCACUCUUUACCACCCCAGGCCGAGCUGCAUUCUGCUGUUCCACCGGCCACACAAAGCACCGUCAGAGCAGCAUUGGCCAUCAUUCGUCAAUGACCACCAAGAUACGCAACCCUGGAACCAAAGUCAGCAGCCGUGGCAGAGACGUGCCAGGGGAGGAGGUCCGCAGUCAUCAAAAACAACCGAAGCACCAACAAACCGAUCGUUUUCCUGGCUUUGUAAAUCUCCGCUUACGCCGACGAAGCCCUUCAUCAUUUUCCCCAAGCCUGCGAGGUGUUCGCAUCUUCCCGAAUAUCAUCAGCUUUGCUAGUUCCCUCCUUGCAGCUGGGAUCGCCUGUCCAGCUGAGCGUACCUACCGUUAGUCGAUCCCGGGGCCUAUUCGGCAUCAACGGCAACGCCCCUUGGCAGCGUCUCGAGCGACCUAGUUGAAGCUCGCUGGUCUCGUCA
Molecule: messenger RNA, 450 nt
Organism: Parathielavia appendiculata
Lineage: Eukaryota; Fungi; Ascomycota; Sordariomycetes; Sordariales; Chaetomiaceae
Exons: 1
Coding region: 96-365 (89 amino acids)
Source: RefSeq, a predicted model, not a curated record